GCAAGAAAAAAAUCAUUGAACGAUGUUGGUUGGACCGAUGUCCAGGCAAAGCAAAUCUGGCAAAAGCUAAUGUAUGCGUUUUCCUAAUUACUACUGUGACACGAACAUCUCACAACCUGAAACGAACUUUUGCGAACUGAUUUAAGUUUUUAAGACUUGCACGCUACAUGCGUGUCCAAUAAACAUUCACUUUGUUUUAGUAUAGUAGAAGCAUGCAUUUGGAAUAUUUGUUUACAUUUUUCUGAUUCAAGGAGCAUUUCCAUUUUUACCUGAAAAGGGCGUUGGUGAAAUCCAGAAAUAUUUUUGACGACAAGAAUUUUUUCAAGAAGCAUGGUUCUAAGGGACAAGUUCCAAAGACAAUGAAUAUGAUUAGGUUAUACUAGUGCUUGGAAGUAAAUGACACGAGGGGGUUCAAAAUGUAUGCUACUAAACGGCGGCGGAGGACAGUCAAAACACAAAAGACACCGGUAAAAGACCCUCCCAAAAGUAACCCAAGCAAAAGGCAUAGAGAGAGACUCAAUUCAGAACUUGAUCACCUUGCUAGCCUGCUGCCAUUUGAGCAAUCUGUAAUAUCCAAAUUAGACAAACUUUCAAUUCUUCGUCUGGCAGUUAGUUAUCUUAGGACAAAGAGCUAUUUUGCAGCAGUGUUACCCGAUCGAUACAACUUGGAUAGCCAUCAUAUCAUUGGAAGAUCCCAUCUCUUUCAUGAACCCGGCUUUUCUGAAGGAGACAGUAUUUUACAGGCGCUAUAUGGCUUCAUGGUAGUUAUCACGUGUGAUGGCGAGGUUUUCUAUGCCUCCAGAACGGUUGAACAGUACCUGGGAUUCCAUCAGUCGGACAUCAUCCACCAAAGUGUUAUGGAGCUCAUCCAUUCAGAGGACAGGGAGGAAUUCAAGCGUCAGCUUUCCUGGAACUCGGCUCUUCCCCAGGAUAAAGCCAACAUGUCCCUCCACGAGCUCAUGAUGCCUGAAAACUCUAGACACCUUCAUAGAUCGUUCACUGUUAGGUUUAGAUGUUUAUUGGACAACACCUCUGGAUUCAUUACCUUAGAGAUAAGUGGAUGGAUACGGAUGUUACAUGGACAGAAUGCACGUUCUGAAGAGCCACAGCUGGCUUUAUUUGCCACGUGCUGUCCCUUCGGUCCACUCUCUCUCAUGGACAUUCCUUCACGAGAACUCACUUUUAAGUCCAAACAUAAGAUGGACUUUUCUCCCAUGUCGAUGGACAAUAGAGGAAAAGCCAUGUUUGGAUUUUCAGAUAGAGAACUGGCCACUAAAUCUGGAUAUGACCUUAUUCAUCCAGAUGACCUCAAUUAUUUCUCCUCUGCUCAUCAAGAAUUGAUUAAAACUGGUAGUUCUGGUUUAAUUGCGUACCGUUGGUGUACAAAAGAGUUUAGAUGGCUAUGGCUUCAGUCUAGCUGCAAAGUCAUCUACAAAAACAGCAAACCUGAUUUCGUGAUUUGCACUCAUAGACAACUAACGGACGAUGAAGGAGCUGAUCUUUUUCACAAGAGAGGAAACGAGUUUAAAUUGCCGUAUCCAUUACUAGACUUAGAUAUUUGCUCAGGUUUUGACUUUCCAAAUGACGAAAUCGCUUCAAAAAUGAAGAAUGUGAAAAACAAAAAGCAAAAAAAUUGUGUGCGUGAAAACUACAUACAAAGUCCGGGUCGAAAGCGAAAAUGUGCUCGUGAACCGGUGCUAAAUGGAUAUGCGGGCUACCCACAAUACAAUGGAUACGAAGGUGCAGACUUCAAACCCGACAUCUUAUACCCGUAUCCGUCACCAAUCGAACCCGACAUUUAUCGAGGUUACGCUAGUUUUCCUGGAUCUGUAUAUUCCACAGCGGAUAGUUAUCGUCUGGCGGACACAGAAAAGCACGCCUACACUAAUGGAUAUUAUUUAGAUCCUCAUAGACAAUACCAGCAUACUCUAACUUAUCCGAGCAAUGGUUAUUCAGACUUGAUGGCUCAGCCAACAAAGUUCGGUUACGAUGUGACAAAAUACGGAUUCAAUUCUUAUGACUUGGACAUUGCCAAAAAGGUCCAUUACGGUGAAGAUGUCGGUCGCUAUGACAACGAUUAUAGAAAAUAUGCAUACGAGUAUGGCAACGAGAGACUCCCUACAAGACUAAAUGGGUCACUUGAACCUGUCGAUUUAAGAUCGUCAGCCAUGUAUAAUGGAGUGGACGGAAUUGUAGGGCAUAAUCCAUGUCUAUCGACGACGUCAUCCUUGUUUAAAGAAACUAAAGUGAUAUGUUCUCCAUCUGAUAUUGGACCAAAUCAGGGAAUGAGUGCAACGAUGCCAUUACAUCACAGUUCAGUGAUCAAAAACGCUGCUAGUCCAAGGUCUCUUCAAUCCUCCAGGAACUCGGACCAUAUGGGAAGUCCCCCUGUGAAUAUAUACAACAAUAACUCCACGCGGGUAAACGUAAUAAACAAUACAGCCUCAUGGCACUGUACAAAGUCAAACCAGAAUGUUCACCCCAGCCCUAUUUCUACACCUAGAUCAGACCCCGUGGAGAGUCCGAAAGUGAACUGUGUAAAUAAGAAUGACAGUGGCAUGCUUUCUACUAGUAGUCCCGUCACCGGCGCCACCCCCGCCUCAGUGAUACAUUCAGCAAUCUCAAAUCGAACACCUCCUAGAAUGUACGACAAACAGCCCAUGACAGGCGGAAUACCUGUUCCCGUUGUUAAAACAUCACCAUGGUACCAAUACCCAUCAUCCCACACUGCAUAUGGCGAUCCAAAGGACUGGUCACUCCAAGCGGAUGAUAUGUACUCUUGUCAUCAAAAACGUGGAAUUAUUUCUGAUAAUAUGUCUCACCUUUCCAAAGUCACAAUUACAUGAUGGAUGGGUCAGUUGUUGUUUAUGUGCUUCUUAUACGUUUUAUUGAAUAAAUAUGUGUUCACACUCAUAUAAAGUCAAUUUGGUAAGAUCAUUUAUUGAUGUUUAUUUCUAUUCCAACAUGUAAAUGUAUGAUUUGCCAUUGGUUCAUCAUGAUAUGAAAUCAGCUUUUAUAUAUUUGUACAGCAUACUUAAGUAGAAGUGACGUAUGGAAAGCAAUUCAAUUACAGGAAAUAAAUAUCAAAACACGUUUUAUUUAGCAAGCGCAAUUCUUGAAAUUAUUCAUAUGUUUUUUAAACUUUUUAAAAAACCAGGUAUAUAUAAAUAAAAAAAAAUUUAACCUAUAAUUAAUGUUCAUGUUAUUACUAAUUUGUUAUAGUUUAAGUUAUUUCAA
Molecule: messenger RNA, 3237 nt
Organism: Saccostrea cuccullata (small rock oyster)
Lineage: Eukaryota; Metazoa; Mollusca; Bivalvia; Ostreida; Ostreidae
Product: single-minded homolog 1-A-like
Exons: 11
Coding region: 417-2846 (809 amino acids)
Biological process (GO): regulation of transcription by RNA polymerase II; xenobiotic metabolic process; response to xenobiotic stimulus
Cellular component (GO): aryl hydrocarbon receptor complex; nucleus
Molecular function (GO): transcription cis-regulatory region binding; nuclear receptor activity; protein dimerization activity
Source: RefSeq, a predicted model, not a curated record